AUGAAUUUGUCGUCUGAUGCAAACCAGGUGGCGUUCCAAAUGUCACCAGCUAAAGUGCUGCUGUCUAUACUGCCAUGUCUGUUCUUCAUCUACAUCAACGGGGUCAUGCUGGUGACCCUGUUGAGAAAGCCUCACCUGCUGGAGACUUCUCGCUACAUCCUCUUCGGCCACUUGCUCCUCACCGACACCCUCCAGCUGAUGCUCACCAUGCUGCUGUACAUCUUUGCCAUCACCAUAGUCACCAUGAUCAAUCACCUCUGCAUGCUGGUGGUGCAACUGGCGGCCGUCACUGUGAAACUGUCCCCGCUCAACCUGGCCGUGAUGUCGCUGGAGCGCUACGUGGCCAUUUGUUUCCCGCUCAGGCACGUCAACAUUGUCACCAUCAGGACAACCCGCAUCGCCAUCGUUGUCAUGUGGUCCAUGGCCUCCUUGGACUCCUUCGUCCAACUGUUGCUCUUUGUCAGGCUGGAGAACAGCAACUCCGUCAUGUCCCAAUACUGCAGUAGAAACAAUGUGUGGCGACUUAAGAUUUACACCACCAUAGACGCCAUUUUUACCAUACUUUAUUUUCUGAUAGUGGGUGUCAUUAUCUUCUAUACGUACAUUGCAAUCAUUUUUGCCGUCAGGUCAGCUUCUACAAAUGUUCGGGAAGCCAGCAAGGCUCGGAAUACGGUGAUGCUUCAUAUGUUCCAGCUGUGUUUGUGUCUCACCUCCACGCUCUUCAACGUGAUCUACACGGGCGGCCUGAUGAACUUAAAGCCCGAAAUGGAGCUUCAUUUUCACUACGCUCUCUUCGUAGGCCUCAUUAUCUUCCCCAAAUUUCUCAGCCCGCUCAUAUACGGCCUCAGAGAUACCACAUUCACACACGGCUUCUGUUACUAUUUCACUUUUGGCUGCAAUGGCAACGUUCGGUCUUCAUCUUGAUUUUGAAACAUAUUAGUGUGACGGAGAUCGAAGUGGAGGGGAGUGUUGUACCGGAGCCCCGAGCACAGGGGGGGGGGCUCGGCUUUUGUAAAGUUUGAAUUAUUUUUGUUCAGUCAUUUAAAUAUGCAUGUUGUAAAAAAAUACUUUAUAAAAUGUAUCAUAAAAUACAUGUUGCUGUGGAAGUUAACUAAUAAGGUUGUUUUAAUCAAAUUAAGAACGUCGUAAUAGCUUCACCCCUGCCAAAUUAGAAAAAUAGUUCGUUCCACCUGAAGAGCAGCAAACCAAUGUCGAUACACUACAAACAAGCUGUAGAAAAAUGGAUGGAUGAAUGUUUAUGUUUCUUCGAAGGUCGUGAGUUCAAUCCCGGGCUCGGGAUCUUUCUGUGUGGAGUUUGCAUGUUCUCCCCGUGACUGCGUGGCUUCCUCCCACCUCCAAAAACAUGCACCUGGGGAUAGGUUGAUUGGCAACAGUAAAAUUAGCCCUAGUGUGUGAAUGUGAGUGUGAAUGUUGUCUGUCUAUCUGUGUUGGCCCUGUGAUGAAGUGGCGACUUGUCCAGGGUGUACCCCGCUUUCUGCCAGAAUGCAGCUGAGAUAUGCUCCAGUAUUCCCCGCCACCCCAAAAGGGACAAUCGAUAGGAAAUGGAUGGAUGGACAGUAAUUUUUACACUACUUUGGGGCUCCGUAUUGUACAGACUUGGAGUAUGCUGUUAAACUUUUAUGUCUACCAGGACCACUUAAUAUCCACAAAUCCAGAUUAGUGUCACAAAAAACAAAUAUUUGAUUUGUUUUAUUGUGAAAUAACAAAAAAUGAAAAACAAAAACAUAACCAAAACCUUCCAUGUUCUGAAAACUAUUUCAAUAUUUUAUUUUUUGGGGGAAAAGUUAGCUAUUUUAUAUUUCUUAAUUGAUUUGUUUGAUUUUUUUUAGAGUAUUUCCUUUUUUCAUCUUUCUUUUUACUGUAGUAUUUAUAUAUUGGUUGGAAAUAUCUAAAGAAGUUAUUUUUCACAGUAUGUACAUAUUUUGGACAUUUUUAUAAAAGAUUGUGUUUAUUUUUAUCAAAUCAAACUGUAUUCAGCACUGGUAAUUGGGUAAACACAAAGGUGCUUGGCACACAAAAAGAAAGAAGAGAAGAAAAAAACACACAGACACCCAUCCCAUCCAUCCAUUUUUUACCGCUUAUUCCAUUUGGGGUCAC
This is a messenger RNA of Nerophis ophidion (straightnose pipefish), 2118 nucleotides long. RefSeq names its product odorant receptor 131-2-like. The record is from RefSeq and is a predicted model, not a curated record. The transcript has a single exon. Gene Ontology annotation, biological process: G protein-coupled receptor signaling pathway. Bases 1 to 924 code for a protein of 307 amino acids. Gene Ontology annotation, cellular component: membrane. Gene Ontology annotation, molecular function: G protein-coupled receptor activity. NCBI's taxonomy places the organism in Eukaryota, Metazoa, Chordata, Actinopteri, Syngnathiformes, Syngnathidae.